Messenger RNA from Bacillus rossius redtenbacheri, 1537 nucleotides. RefSeq names its product glutaminyl-peptide cyclotransferase-like. The record is from RefSeq and is a predicted model, not a curated record. Gene Ontology annotation, molecular function: glutaminyl-peptide cyclotransferase activity; zinc ion binding. Lineage: Eukaryota; Metazoa; Arthropoda; Insecta; Phasmatodea; Bacillidae. Bases 264 to 1157 code for a protein of 297 amino acids. The transcript is spliced from 6 exons.
ACCUCCUUGUUGCUGAUAAGAAGCACAAGUUCAGACAGUUGUCUGGUAGUCUCCAAACUUCUCGAGCAGUGUUCUUUCGGCUUCCUUUGUUCUUCAUUCCUACAGAUUUUUUUUUUAAACUGAAAGCAAGAUGAUGCUUAUCAUAGUCUUACUUUUCAUAUCGUUCUCCGAUUUUUGUAAUUCUGAUAAUUCUUUCUUUAUGAAACAAAUGGACGUAACCUCAACUGCCGGUUUGUAAUGUCAAUGAUGGUCAAGUAAAGAAAAUGUCAUCCCUUACCAACAUGACCCACUUUGGUGAUGUGUUGAGAAAUAUUCUCAUCCCAAGAGUUGUGGGUACACCAAAUCAUGAGCGUGUAAAAAAUUACCUUGUGGAAUCCAUGCAAGAACUUGGUUGGUCCGUCGAGCAAGACUCUUUCAAAGAUACGGUGCCUGUACUCGGAGAACUUCAGUUCACAAACGUGGUUGCGAAGCUCAACCCUGAUGCCCAACGGUUUCUCAUGUUGGCUUGCCAUUAUGACUCCAAGUACAUGAAUGGACUCGACUUUGUGGGAGCAACUGAUUCCGCCGUGCCGUGCGCCAUGAUGAUCAACCUCGCAUACGUAAUGAAAGACUAUCUGAGUUCUAUCAAAGGAAAUGAUCACAUAAGUCUGGCGUUCAUCUUCUUUGACGGGGAAGAAGCAUUCCUGGAGUGGAACGCGACCGAUUCAAUUUACGGUGCACGGCACUUGGCCCAGCUGUGGCAGAACACGCCCUACCCUGUGGCUGGGACCAACCAGCUCUGGCGUAUGGAAUUAUUGAUGCUGUUGGAUCUCCUUGGAGCUUCGAGACCACUGUUCUACAGCUACUUUCCGAACACGUCGGACAAGUACAACGUUCUUCUCGAUGCAGAAGACAGGUUAUGGGCGCUGAACCUGUUUGAGCGGUACUCGCCAGCAGAGAGGUACUUCUUCAAUCAGACAGUGUGGGCGGGCAUAGAAGACGACCACUUGCCGUUCCUGCUAAAUGGAGUGCCUGUUCUUCACAUCAUUCCGUACACGUUCCCAUCCGUGUGGCACACACUUCAAGACAACCUCAGCGUUGUCAACAUGACAACUUGUGAAAAUUUGAACAAAAUCUGGAGAAUAUUUGUAGCAUGCUAUCUUCACAUUGAUGUCUGAGCUUGCGUAGCAUUUUUGCUUAUAAUAUGUUUAUUUGUUAAUUUUCUUGAAACUUGUAUAAAUAUGUUUAGACUUCACUUUCGCUAGCACGUGCUCCAUUUGCGCUCUUUCUAUGUCUUUGCAUGUGGCUAUGAGUUUUCAAAAGAACUAACUUAGAUAAUCGUAGUUCUUGUUUCAGUCAGUUCUGAUAUUUAGCUAGUUUUAUCUUUCUGCUUUUUUUAUUAUUUAUUUACUUUUUCUUAUUAUUAUUAUUUUCAUUGUUUAUAGACAGGUUUGUGCACAUUUGAACUUGAACUCUUCAGUACGCUCAUGUACACACUUUUGUUUUUAUAAUUGUAAUUGUUAUUUAGUUAACCUAAAAUAAAAGUUAUGUAUUUGAA